AUGGCCGACACGGAUACUUCUCCAGUGUCCACAUCGCUCGCGGACGACGCGAUUGCGUUCGUGGCGCUCGUGAAGGACAAAUAUCCGGGCAAGAAAGUGUUUCUGCUUGGCGCGUACGUGGCUGUAGAGCAAUCGCUUGGCGGCCUGGUCGUCCUGCAUGCACUUAGUAAAGGCGGUCCGAAGCUCGUGGAUGGUGCGGUCAUUUUGUGUCCAGCUACCGAGAUCCAUAAGGCCUCGCGGCCGUCUUUUGUCAUGGAAACUAUUGGCAGGAUGCUGCAUGUUUAUAUGCCAAAGUUGCCGCUUGUGACGGCCAACAGCGGCCAUAACAACUCGCCGGAAGUCGCGGCACUUGCAACUGCAGAUAAGCAUGCGGAUCCUCUGUACUAUCCCGGCAAGAUGCGCAUUGGUACGGGACUAGCCCUUCUUGAAGGUAUUAAGAGCAUUCAAGACAAGCUCGAGUUGAUUGAGACACCGUAUCUGCUGCAGCACGGCAUGGAAGACAGGGCUUGCAGUGUCACGGGUUCAGCGGCACUUCACUUAAAGACGCGCAGUGCCGACAAGACAUUCAAGACGUACGAAGGAGCGCACCAUGAUCUAGCCAGCGAGCCACCCUCGCAUCCGUGA
This is a messenger RNA of Peronospora matthiolae, 624 nucleotides long. Lineage: Eukaryota; Oomycota; Peronosporomycetes; Peronosporales; Peronosporaceae. The record is from the annotation of a GenBank genome assembly.